AUGGAGGAUGCUACUGAUUAUUCUCACUAUCCAGGAUGUGGUAAAACAGCAGCAGAAUCUUCAGAACAGGAAGCCACGUGCUUAGUAAGUUUUUUGAUGAACAGACCUAACACCAAUUUGGAUGUAAUUUGCUAUUUACAAGGAGCGCUGUGGUGCAGAGAGAAGAGAGAGUUUUUGCUCCGUUUCGUUGAUGAGCUAUCACGAGCCGAUGAUGUAUAUGUUUUGCCGGUGCUCGAGUUCCUUCUCUGCCAUCCACAACCACUAGACAAAGAAGCGACAAGCAGGGCGUUGGUUAUGAAUUUAAUUGCUAUCAGUCAGUUAUCCACAUCUAUUGAACGUUUCACUGCAAUGUUAUGA
Messenger RNA from Acanthoscelides obtectus, 357 nucleotides. The record is from the annotation of a GenBank genome assembly. NCBI's taxonomy places the organism in Eukaryota, Metazoa, Arthropoda, Insecta, Coleoptera, Chrysomelidae.